GCUCUCAUACAAUUCCAUCACAGAAAUCAUAUGUUCAUUCCUUAUUACCUUGUUAUCCUCUUCCUUAUUUAGUUUUAUUUCAUGUAUACAAUGUACUAUUUAAUUAUCAUCCUGUUAUAUCUAAGCUGUGUCAGCAUGAAAUCUGUCUGGGCCGAAUACUGUACACAGCUUACAACAAAGUCGCUGGCAAAAAUACUGGGACAAGCAUUCAAUCCCCGGUACAUGAGUAUUGAUCCACCAUUUCUCAAUCAGGACAGUGAUGCAAAACGAUCCUCUUAUGAAAUUCCGUUUUAUGCCGACAAUGAUGUGGUGUCUGUUGGAGAUUUCCCCGCCUGGGAGACGGAUCACAUCAAUUACUAUGAAGAGAAGAAAGCCAUCAACGAUAAAAAAGUGAUACGAGUACGGAAUAUUUUCACCCAGAAAAGUACAAAAGAUCCGCAAGCCUCAAAGACGCGUCCAUGGGAAUGUGCCUCAAAGCUAACAUGGCUAGAUUUGGGCAUAAAUUAUUUCCCACGUUACAUCAGAUCGGUGGAAUGUAUUUCGAAUUCUUGCUGGUAUGGUCAUUACAAUUGUAAGCCAAAAUCAUUUACUAUAAAAGUGUUGCGGCGGAAACAUGGUUCCUGUAUACGCGUCAAUGAAAAAUUGCUGCUAUUAACUUCGGAGCAAUUUCCAUCCGACUACACGGAACUAUGGGUAUGGGAAGAAAUUUCGGUUAAUUUUUGUUGUGAUUGUGUUACGGCACCGGAUUGAUUUUGGAUAGGCUCAAAUUCUUUUAAAAUACAAAUUAUUUGUAAAAAUGUGUAUAAGAAAUAAACUAUUGUUUUAAUUUAAA
Molecule: messenger RNA, 832 nt
Organism: Musca domestica (house fly)
Lineage: Eukaryota; Metazoa; Arthropoda; Insecta; Diptera; Muscidae
Product: protein trunk
Exons: 1
Coding region: 82-750 (222 amino acids)
Molecular function (GO): signaling receptor binding
Source: RefSeq, a predicted model, not a curated record